This is a messenger RNA of Chara braunii, 3062 nucleotides long. The record is from the annotation of a GenBank genome assembly. NCBI's taxonomy places the organism in Eukaryota, Viridiplantae, Streptophyta, Charophyceae, Charales, Characeae.
CGGUGGGGAGGGAAAAGCCGGAGGAGGAAAGGGGGCGUUUUGUGUGGUCUGCUUGACGUAGAGGAUGUGUAGUUGAUCUUUGUUCCUGUCGUGGUGGGAGGUGAGUGUGUGUGUGUGUGUGAGAGAGAGAGAGAGGGCGAAGCCCAUCCUUUUUGUGCUCAGCGGAUAUGGAGCUCAAGAAGGCGUCUUCUUGGAAAACCGAAGGCCGACCUUGGCUGUGGCAGCGGCGGGCUUCGGGUUUUUGCAGCUCUCUAAAGGCUGAUGGCCGGCCGGAUCAUCAGCACUCUCAACAACAUCAACAGCAGCAGCAGCAGCAGCAGCAGCAGCAACAGGGAAAGCGGAUGCAGCAUCAUGAGAAGCACACGACACCAUUUUUCCGGGAGUUCGCUCGCAGUCUGCAAGCGAAGGCUCGGCGACCGGUCACUGGGCUUCCAUCGCCCGUUCCUCUGGCGCAGAUCCCGAUUUCGCCUGGAAGUGGUGGGGGCCAGUCAAAUCCCAAGGCGCCUUGCCGUGCUGCUUCCCCCAAGCAAGCGGCCGGCUUAGUGCCCUCCAAGUCCUUCUCCCCUGUGAAGGGAGAGCAAAGUAAACGAGACAAGGGAUUGCUUCGGCAGCUUCAGUCCAGGUUCUGCAGGUUCUUUCCAGAUGUCUUGACGUUUUGUGAUGUGGAGUUCGGAGAUCGGGGUUAUGGCUCAGCGAAUGGUUCCAAGGUCAAGCCAGACCAACAAGGCGCAAAAGGCAAGUCCACGACAUCCAGUGGUGGUGAAGUGGAGUCCUGUGGAGUUCAACCAGAUGCUGCAAAUAGAGAUUGCAGGGAACCCGUUAGUGUGGAUGACAGGUCCGUUGAUCGGGCUGCUGUGAAAACCAGGAAGGACGUAAAGGGAUGUGAGCAUGACCGGAAAAAGCGAGAUGAGGAUAGUGCGGAUGAGACAAGUGGACAUGUGUCUCUCUCUGAGGAUCAGGAGGAUGGGGAGACAACAGAGGGUGCAGAAUCGAGCUGUGAAGGAGUUCUCUCGCAGGGUGGGGAGAAAUCGUUGGAUCCUUCCCGGCUGUGCCCUGUUUGUGGAGGAUCUGGUGAUGGGAUGGAGGAUGGCCAUGAACAGAAGAAAUGCAGUCAUUGGAUGAUGAUGAGGAAGAUGGAGGCGAUUGCCAUGCAGGUGGUGUUAGAUGCUGCAAUGUACCAGAUGACACAGUGCACUCAACGGACUGCUGAGCUGGAGGAGGAGAGCUGUGUUCAGCAGAUGCUUUUGAGAUCUGCUCUCAGACGACAAGCGGAAGUGACACAAGAGGCUGAGCAGAAGAAUGCACAGGUGAUGGGGCUGAUGUGUGAGCUGGAGGCAAGCCAGCAAGCUUGGGUUGCAGCAGAUGAUGAGCGGAGGAAAUUGGAGGCGCUAUUGGCGGAGAGCGCUUCAAAGAACCAAGAGCUGAUGGAGGAGCUGUCACAGCAGAAAGCAGAGAUCUCUCGUCUCAGUGACGGGAUGGAACAAUUCUUGGGGCAGGAGAAAACCAUUCACAGAUUGUCAUUGUCUCUGGAGGAGGCACGCAUGGAAGUGUCCUCGCUCAGGAGUCUCCUGGGAUACCAGUCGGGAAAGACAGCGUCGGCCUCUAGUGCAUUCCGUGGAAACCUCCACUCGCGUAGUUCUGAAAGCAUGCGAUCUCCAUUCCAUGCCAAAGGGGACAUCUCAAGGACGCGUUCGGAUCCAGAAGUUUUGGGCGGGCGUGACAAGAAGAGAUCCGUCUGGAAGCGAUAUAUGAAGAGUGAGGAUAUGUCUGAGUCUAUUACCUCUGACAGUGAGUCGAAGCUGUGGCAAGCUGCAAUGGCCUCCCCUCGGCAGAGGGAGACAUCAACCGACCAGCCAAGCACAGAUGAAGGCAGCACAAACUUCAGCGAAAGUGGUUCUGAAGGUGCUGUCACACAGCCAAUAAAUGCAGUGCAUGGUAUUGAAUCUGCCAACUUGGAGGAUAUGAGAAAGGAGAAUGAGAGACUGAAGAUGGAGAACAGCAGAUUGGUCCACGAGUGUGACAAGACGAGGAGGCUCUUGGAAGUUUCGCAGCUGCGUACAAAAGGCAAUGUUGCGUUCAACAGGAUGGAGUUCGAGGAUGCAUACGAGAACUACACAUUGGCACUGCAGCUUGAAGUUGACGACAAACAGCUAAACGCGUUGCUGUACUGUAACAGAGCGGCUGCCAGCUCUGCACUGGGAAACCAUAUGGAUGCCCUUGCGGAUUGCAUAGCUGCUAUUUCCCUGGACGAGCAAUGCACAAGAGCCUACAGCAGGCGGGCAGAUGUCUACAUCGCAAUUUGGGACUACGAGGGGGCACUGAAGGACCUGAUGGUGGUGCUUGAACGUGGAGGGGAGUGCGUACAGGAGGUUGAAGAAAAGAUAACAGCUGUGAGGCGCCGGCUGAGAAAGCAUUCGGGAGAGCUCGACUACUAUGCCGUUCUGGCGUUGACAUCAUCAUGCUCAGCAACAGAAAUCAAGGCUUCUUAUAGGAAGCUUGCUCUGAAGUACCAUCCUGACAAGGGCGGUUUGCACAUGGAAGCGAGCUUUAAAUUCAUCUCCAGGGCAUAUAAGGUACUUUCAGAUCCUACGCAACGGUACAAGUAUGACAGCUCUGUGGCCCGGGAUAAGCAUGUUCACAGAGUUCGCACAGUGAUCCCGUAAUGCUCCCGGGUUGGGAAAAGCGAUGAGCAAAUGAGGUGGGCCUGCAUCAUGGACAAGUGGGAAAGGAGAGGUGAAAACUUGCAGCUGGAUGGUGCGCUUUUCAGCUCGCUACUCUUAUCAGGGUAAGCAUCCCUUUCUGGAGCUCGACGAGGAAGCAGCAUAAGAAGAGUCAGAUGUAUUCAUUGUGGCAAAGUGGCCGGCUAAAUGUUGAGGUAAGAACCACUGCGGUCUUUGUUUGCUUGCUUGCUUGAUGACCUCCGGGCUGAUGAGGCAGCAGGUGCACCUUCAACUUCAUUGAUGCUCCAAUUUGGCUACAUAUGCCAGGAGGGCGGUGUACGCUGGAGCACCAAGUGAAGAGGAAGCAAAUGGACCUGAUCUCAGGUCUCAGGUCUCACAGUU